This is a messenger RNA of Cryptomeria japonica (Japanese cedar), 549 nucleotides long. RefSeq lists its product as uncharacterized. The record is from RefSeq and is a predicted model, not a curated record. The coding region runs from base 1 to 549 and encodes 182 amino acids. NCBI's taxonomy places the organism in Eukaryota, Viridiplantae, Streptophyta, Pinopsida, Cupressales, Cupressaceae. The transcript has 2 exons.
AUGUAUGGUGUCAUUUUUGGUACAUUUGUCAGUGUUUUCAGUCUGUUUGACAACAUUUCUCAUGUGCAGAACAACAUUUCUAGUGUGCAGAACGGUGCUUCUGGUGUGCAGAGCAGCGUUUCUGGUGUGCAGAGUAGCAUUCUUGUCACAUAUGAUGGCGUUCUUGGUCAACUUGAUGGACAGCGUUUCUGGUAUAGCAGUGUUCUCAGUGAGUCUGUCAGCAUUUCUAGUCCAAACAACAGUGUUUCUAGUCCAAACAUUAGUGUUUCUGGUACAAACAGCAGCGUUUCUAGUCCAAAUAGAAGUGUUUUUGGUCCAAGCAUCAGCAAUUCUGAUACAAACAAUAGCAUUUCUGGUCCAAACAGCAGCAUUUCUGGUCCAAACAGCAGCGUUUCUGGUCAGUAUAGCAGCAUUUCUGGUCAAUAUAGCAACAUUUUUGGUUUGUCUGUCAGCGUUUCUGGUCCAAACAGUAGUGUUUCUAGUCAUUAUAGCAAUGUUUCUGGUAAGUUUGUCAGCGUUUCUCGUAAGUUUGUCAGCGUUUUUGGUUAG